CCAUGCUGCAAACGCAAACUCAAAAACCCCACCAACAUGCCCGAGCCAUCCAUCAUCCACUCCUUGUUCAUCACGGCCCCUGAUCUCAGAACUGGCUGGUAAGUUCGAGUCGAGUCGAGUCGAGUCUACGGCAUAGUCGAGUCGUUCAACCAACACAACCGAUAAGCUGAAGCAGAAGAUAGGAAAAUGGCACCAAGAAGCGAGGAAGAAAAGCAACGCCGCAAGGCCGAGUACCUGAAACGAAAGGAAGAGCGCCAAAAACUUAAAGAGCAGGAGGCCAAGGCUUCCAAAUCCAAGGGCUCUGGCACUGAUGCCAAGAAAAAAUCGUCCGAGAGCACCGGUGCAUCCGGACCAUCGCCGUUACUGGCACUACCCGAAGAUGCCCUUAAACAGGUUCUUUGCUCGCUAGCUGCACGCGAUCUGGGGAAAGUGUCAAUGACCUGCCGGCACAUGAACGAAGCCCUGCAUGACGUGCGCAUUUCAUUCCUCCUAUCGAGACUUCGACAUUCGCCGGUGGGACCCUUGAAAGAAAUAAGCGUGUGCAAUAACAUAGAUGAAGCAAGAGUGAUGAUUGAUCAAUCACUAGGAGGCGGGGAAACUGGACGGAUGAUUGUCAAACGAAAAGGAAAGAAUGCUAAAAGGAAAAAUGCAGACGAAUUUGUGGCUUACGCUCGGUUUCUGGAUGAAGCUGUGCACGGUCAUGUUCCUCUUGGAUUCAGAGCAGAGGGAGAAAAGACUCCUGCUUUGGCUCCACGCUUUGUCAGCGGACGAUUUGUUUCCGCAUCCCCAGAACAUUCUCUUUGCAGAGCUGGAGGUGAUGGCCAGAAAUGCGGGGCAGGAGGAUCCGGUGUCGCAUCUUGGGGCGUCGGAAAGAGAGGCCAAUGCGGACACGGAAAGAGAGAGGACGAGCAGGAACCAAGGCUCAUCGUUGGUGGAAUUGGAUAUGGAAUCCGGAUAGUGCAAGUGGCAGCAGGUGGUGGGCUGGUUCGUGUUGCCCACUCUCUUCUUCUCACGUCUAACGGCAAGGUUUUAUCCUUCGGCACCGGCCAGUAUGGUGCUCUAGGGCACGGAUAUUCAGCUGCCAAGCAGCUUCCGGAUAUUCUCAGACCAACUUAUAUCGAGGCACUCUCACAUAAACAGUGCAUUUGCGUAGCUGCAGGUGAACUGCAUAGCGCCGCAGUGACGGUUGAUGGAGACGUUUACACUUGGGGCGACGGCUUUUGUGGCCAGCUUGGCUUGGGUGACAAGAGACCAGCAGUUGCUCCCAAACACGUAGAACAAGGUGGCUUGGAGGAUGAAUGCGUUCUCUCCGUCAGUUGUGGAAGUCGCCAUACCCUUGCUGUGACUGAGGAUGGAGAAAUCUGGUCUUGGGGCUUGGGCCACUUUGGUGCCUUGGGCAGGUCGUUCACGCCGUUUGAAUACGAUGCCGAUGCUGCAGUAGUGGCUUUGGGCGGCGAAGAAGCUGCCGUGCCGGUUGCCAUGGGUCAUGGUGCCGCCGCUCAAGACAACGAGCAACAAGUCGCAGCCGAGCAACUGCGUGCCCAUUUAGACCUGCUCUGCAAUCUAUCCCUUGACGAUUCUAGCAACCAGUGCAUUCCAAUGGUGGUGGAGUCUUUGCAGCUGACCAAGGCCAUUGGCGCGAGCGCAGGCCAUCGUCAUAGCCUUUUCCUAGACGAAAAUGGAGCAGUCUACGCCUGUGGAGCUGGACGAAGUGGGUGCCUAGGUGUGGGCGACAAUGACUCUCAAAUGUACCCAGUGAUCGUAUCAGAGUUUGUCAACGAAAAGGUUCGCAUCAUGAAGCUCUCGGCAGGGGUAGACAUCAGCAUGGCGGUGAGCACCACUGGCCAAGUUUACAGCUGGGGUUCGAUGAAAGGUGGCAGAAUUGGACUUGGUGCUGCCAACAGCUACGUCAACAUACCCAGACGAGUCACAAUCCACGACGACAAUGGAGACAAUUUGAAAGCAGUGGACUGCGACUGUGGCUACGUCCAUAGUCUCAUUGUUGCCCUGAACGGGACUGUGCAUGUCUGUGGUGGUGUUGGGACGGACGGAAAGAGCGAUGGCCAGUUUGAAGAGGAAGGCGAUGGUCCAAGUAGCGCUGGUGCUGGAUUCCCCAGAGUCUUGCCUGAUUUCAACCUAUGGCACCGAGUACCGGAACCAAAGGAGCAUGUGAAGAAGGAAAAGUGGAAAAAAUACGGCCGGUACGAAGUGAAAGGUCGUUCCAAGAUGCUGUCGGAAGAAUAGACUUUUUAAAAGUUAAGCAUAGAAUGCAAAGGACGCUAGACCGGCUGCAAUGUACUGUUUGGAUCCGAUAAACUCCCUAUGGGUACCGUCCUGGCU
Messenger RNA from Seminavis robusta, 2340 nucleotides. The record is from the annotation of a GenBank genome assembly. NCBI's taxonomy places the organism in Eukaryota, Bacillariophyta, Bacillariophyceae, Naviculales, Naviculaceae.